Molecule: messenger RNA, 1513 nt
Organism: Dendroctonus ponderosae (mountain pine beetle)
Lineage: Eukaryota; Metazoa; Arthropoda; Insecta; Coleoptera; Curculionidae
Product: pancreatic triacylglycerol lipase
Exons: 6
Coding region: 301-1443 (380 amino acids)
Biological process (GO): lipid metabolic process
Molecular function (GO): lipase activity
Source: RefSeq, a predicted model, not a curated record
UACAGCGCAACAAAUGAUAGCCUUUAAAAAAACGCCGGCGUCCUCUCGUGCAUAUAACCCGAUGAUUUUAUAAAAAACAACAUUGCGGAAGUAGCUUUUUCUUAUUAAGUUUCAUGGACUUCGAAUCCGACAAUCUUUCAUCAAACUCGUUUUCCGGAGCGAACGGAAAAAAAAUUGUUGCUGGUUUGUUUUUUUCUGACAGCGGUAGUGCGCUAAGUGUGCUCAAAAAGUGUUUUUUGCAAGUGCAAAAAUUAAUCUUGGUUGUUUCUUCUCUCAUUCCGUUGUGCAUAUUUUAUUAAUAUGAAUAUUUUGUCGUUUUUGAUUACAACCGGCGUCAAUAUUCUCUACACUCCUUUUGCUGAGAAUGCAAGAAGUGAAAAUCUCCUGGGGUCGAAUGAGCGCAGUAUUCGGGCCAGUGAUUUUUCAAUAUUCCCAUUUAAUUUGCUCAGGAAUACUCCGGCCUGUUCAACACUUAAUUUAUACUUCGGAGACAAUUUCCUCAAAGUGAUAUCCAUCCCUCGCGGCUCAUGCAGCAACUGCUGUCCAAUUAAAAUGUCCCGGGACGUAAAGUUCGUCCUCUACACGAAAAACAAUCCUGAAAAUGGUAUAACUAUUCAUCCCUACAACGAGAAUGGGGCUGCUCGAAGAGCUGGCGUUAAUCCGGAAUGGAAAACCAUCAUUUACAUUCACGGAUUUUCCGAACCCAGUCCCGGAGAAAGCGGAAGAGGAAUAAUAGAUGCUUAUUUGGCCAAACCGGAGAACUUCAACAUUAUUCUGCUGGAUUGGGGAGAAUUGGCUGCCUUUCCCUGGUACCGCACCGCAGUUUACAAUGUUAAACUAGUAGGGAAAGUGCUGGGGAAUUUCAUUAAACUGUUCAGCCAAACUGGGGAGAUUCCCAUCCAAAACCUACAUGUGGUUGGGUUCAGUUUGGGAAGCCACAUUGCUUCCAUGGCAGGAAAGGGACUGUCCAGUGGACUUAGAAUCCCGAGAAUCACAGCUCUGGAUCCGGCCUUUCCAGAAUUUUCUUUGCAAGAUCGCUCCAAGAGACUUGCAGAAACCGACGCUGACUAUAUAGACGUAAUUCAUACCGAUGCUGGAGUAUUCGGCUUUCCAGCUUCCAUUGGACAUGCGGACUUUUAUCCCAAUGGAGGAGUAGCCCUACAGCCAGGCUGCCAGCCCAGCUACUUGGCACAACAACGGAUAGCCGACCAAGUUUUCGCGUGUAGUCAUGGAAGGGCUUGGCGCCUCUAUGCCGAGUCGGUAACAAACCCAAGGGCUUUUCCAGCCACGCAAUGCGAGAACUGGAAGGGCUCGAACAAAGAAUGCAAUUUCACACUCGAUGCCUUCAUGGGAUUUGGGAAUAGAGACACUGUUGGUCAGUUUUUCCUGCAAACAGGCUUCAAGUCGCCCUAUGGCCUUGCUGUUAAGCAGCAGAUCCGUUAGGAGCUUCCACCUUUGUCAAACUGCUGCUAGGGAACUUAAGACUGAAUAGGAUUAAAUAACAUCAAUACUU